AUGAAGGAGAUUGAUCAAAAUAUCAAGAAUUACGUUUCUACUUACCAUAGGACUUCCGGAUUGUCAAAAUUCCCAAAUGAACAGGAAAAUAAUGUCAAAAAUAAGUCAUUUGCACCUAUUCAGAUAACCGUUGAACAAAUUCUAAAAGAGACAUAUUCUGGAUCUGCAAACAAUAUAGGAGGAAAUAACAGCUUAUCUAGACUGUACAACUCAUUUGAUUUUAGAGAUAUUGACGAGCUAGAAGACUAUAGAAUUAGGAAGAGGAAGGAAUUUGAGGACAGUAUUAGAAGAAAACGAUGGAAAAUUAGUUUGUAUCUUUCUUAUGCUAAAUGGGAAUCACUACAAAAUAAUAUACCUAAUUCUAGAUCCAUUUUUGAGAGAGGAAUUCUCGUAAAUUAUGAAAACGCACGAAUUUGGAGAGAAUAUAUUAAACUUGAAAUUACAAACGGCAAUAUCAACAAUGCCAGGAAUCUAUUUGAGCGAGUAACUCACCUGCUACCUAGAAUUGAUGAAUUCUGGAUCAAGUAUAUUCAGAUGGAGCUUAUUCUUAAAAAUUACAUUAAUGUGAGACAUAUUUAUAAAAAAUGGAUUAUCUGGAAACCGGCUCCUAGUGUUUAUAUUCAAUAUUCUAAAUUUGAAGAGGAAUGUGGAGAAAUCGAAUCAGCUAGACAAAUAAUGAAAGAACUCGUGUUUUCAUAUCCAGAUGAGAGAAACUUUUUCCUAUAUAUUAAGUUUGAACAGAAGUACAAUAAUCUUCUGUCGGCAGAACAAAUUAUUAAUAUGUUAAUUGAUUUUCUGAAUGAAAUAAAAGGUACAAAAAUUACUCAUCUGUUUUUUUCAUAUAUUUCAGAUAUAUUCAUCAAAGAGAAGAAAAUUGAUGAAGCUAUCAAACUUUGUAAUGAAGGAAUCAAAAUAUUAAAAGAUGAACAAUGUAUCCAAAGCGUUAAAGACAAGCUUUUUCAGUUGUUUAAAAUUGGAAUCGAUGAAAGACCUGAGAAUACAGAGUGGAUAAAUCAUAAAUUACAGUAUUAUCGUAAUAGAUUAUUUCUUAACCCGCAAGACUUCGACUUACUAUUUGACUACACAAUGUUUAUUAUUCAAUACUUGGAAUUAGAUUCAGUGUUACAAGAAUAUGAAAAUGUUAUUUUUAAUUAUAAUAUCAAUGAUAUUCUAAACUGGGAAAAAUAUUUAUAUUCUUGUUUAUUAUUCACAUAUUUUUUUGAGAUUAAUCAAGAGAUUAAUAGUUCAAACAUUAACAAAAUGUAUAAUUAUUUCAUUCACUUAAUUAAAAAUAACCAAAUUUCUGAAGUAAACGGUAAUGAAUCGGGAAUCAAAUCUUCUGAAUUAAUUAGCACUACAGGUAUUGAACAGAACAGUAUACUGUCUAAAAUAUUUAUAUACUUUUCAAAUCAUCAAUUACGUAAUGGUAACUUGAAUACGGCAAGAAAAAUAUUAGGUAUUGGAUUAGGUAGAACCCCAUGUACGAAGCUGUUUGAUCAUUAUAUUGAUAUCGAAUUUAAAUUGGGAAACUUUGAUCGCUGUAGAGUUUUAUUUACUAAAUACAUAGAAUAUGAUCCCAUUUCUACUGAUGCAUGGAUUAAAUAUAUGCGGUUUGAAUAUAAUCUUCAUGAGAUAAAAAGAGUUAUUAGUAUUGCAGAAGCUGCAAUUUCCAUGCCGGAACUGGACUCUCCGGAAAUUGUUUGGCAAUACUAUAUCGAAAUAAUGAUUAAUGAAAAAAAUAUUGAAUCUGCAGAUAAUAUUUAUAAACGCUUAUUAGAAAAGACUCAGCAUAUACAAGUUAUAAUCAAUUAUUCUACAUUCAUUAUCUCAAAAUUACAUGACAACGAACUAAACCGGAAAUUUAUUUUAGGAAUAUUAAAUAAAUAUAAGGAUAGACAAAUGGACUACCAAAGAUCAAUUUUACUUAAGUAUUGGCUUGCUCUUGAAGAGAGCCUUGCUUUAAAAAAUUUAGAUUGUGAAAGUAAGUUUUGGGUAGAAAUUGUUAAUAAAUUGCUUCCAAGAACUGUAGUAGAUAUUAAUUUAAAAAAAAAAACAUAUGUUUUUAAAGAAGAAAAUUAUGACUUUACCCAAUUGACUUCUAUAGAUAAAAAUAAUGAACUAAAAACUCCAUCAACAAAUAAAGAUGAUCAAGCACCAUCGUCACUAAUUGAUGCAGCAAAACAAUGGAAGAAAGCUAAAAUAUAA
Cryptosporidium ubiquitum is the source of this 2205-nucleotide messenger RNA. RefSeq lists its product as uncharacterized. Gene Ontology annotation, biological process: spliceosomal complex assembly; mRNA splicing, via spliceosome. Gene Ontology annotation, molecular function: protein binding. The record is from RefSeq and is a predicted model, not a curated record. The transcript has a single exon. The coding region runs from base 1 to 2205 and encodes 734 amino acids. Gene Ontology annotation, cellular component: U2-type catalytic step 2 spliceosome; post-mRNA release spliceosomal complex; nucleus. Lineage: Eukaryota; Apicomplexa; Conoidasida; Eucoccidiorida; Cryptosporidiidae.